AGAAUGUAAAGCUGUACAGUUAUGGCGACCCCAAAGAGAAAGCAUGAAAGAACCUUUAGAGUAGAGUUCAACACUUAAGGCAAGUAGACAAGCCAAAGACCUCUUAAGGAUCAGGCUUGAAGAGAAGGGAGAGUUUGGGAAAAGAAAAUAUAAAGAAAAGCUGGAAGAAGGACAAGCCUAAUGGGAGACAAAGCCUCGCUUUAUCUACAAAAGGGGGAAAAGGUUGUUUUUCAAAGUUAAAGAUAAAGCCAUCUGUCAUAUUUGGCCAAGCAUCUCAUGACAAGUCCUUCUGACAAGCACUUAAAGAGUUAAAGGUCAAGAUGAAGUUGAAUGAUGGCCAAGAUUAAAGGAGUCAUACCUGAUGAUGUUCGUGAUGCCGAAGAUGCUUUACAUAAUUUGGACAGAAAAUGGAUUUGUGGACGCCAAAUUGAAAUACAGUUUGCACAGGGGGAUCGGAAGACUCCAAAUCAGAUGAAAGCCAAGGAAGGGAGGAAUGUGUACAGUUCUUCACGGUAUGAUGAUUAUGACAGAUACAGACGUUCUAGAAGCCGAAGUUAUGAAAGGAGGAGAUCAAGAAGUCGGUCCUUUGAUUACAGCUAUAGAAGAUCUUAUAGUCCUAGAAACAGUAGACCGACUGGAAGACCACGGCGUAGCAGAAGCCAUUCCGACAAUGAUAGAUUCAAACACCGAAAUCGAUCUUUUUCAAGAUCUAAAUCCAAUUCAAGAUCACGGUCCAAGUCCCAGCCCAAGAAAGAAAUGAAGGCUAAAUCACGUUCUAGGUCUGCAUCUCACACCAAAACUAGAGGCACCUCUAAAACAGAUUCCAAAACACAUUAUAAGUCUGGCUCAAGAUAUGAAAAGGAAUCAAGGAAAAAAGAACCACCUAGAUCCAAAUCUCAGUCAAGAUCACAGUCUAGGUCUAGGUCAAAAUCUAGAUCAAGGUCUUGGACUAGUCCUAAGUCCAGUGGCCACUGAUAGUAUAAACCAUGAUAUUUUUAGGCAUGUAUCAUUCAUUUACUCAUAGUUUGGUUUACUUAAAUUAUCAGGAAUACAAUGUUGCAAUGAUGCUUAAAAAUACACUUGUCAGUUUUCCCUGUACCAGGCAAUGGUUAUAAUUAAAAUGAUAUGCUGUUGAGAAGCCACUCUUAAGAGUCCAGUUUGUUUAAUGUUAUGGGCAGCUACCAAUUUGUGGUGUCUCUGUAUAUUUUUGUAAAGAUUCUCAUUUUUUUAUGCUUGAAGUAUUGGUGAAAAGAUGUUGGUUGACCAUAAUUUGCAACAUUGUCUUAUUAAAAAUAAACUUUCAUAUCCAUAUUUGGUAGAACUGUUAACCUAGAAAUGUAGCUUGCUAAUAAGAUAGACUGAUACAAAAGUGAAGUUGUAGCCACAGUACAACACUGACCGACCAGACACAUUUAGGUUCAGGGUGGACCUUUUAUUUAUCUUGUCAAGAUGUCUAGGCCCGUGACAGUAAUUUAUGGCACAGUGUGGAAUAGUUCUUCUGUUAACCUCACUGUCUUGGGGAAUGAUGCCAACUAGGUUAAGUAGCAUUUUCAGGGAGGUUGAGUUUUUGACUGAAACAUGGAGCCUUCGCUGCUUUUUUCUCGUUUCUGUGAAGAUUUGGAACAUACAAACGUUGGAAAAACUCACCUUAAAAUUUGGGCAGGUUAUGAUGGCAGAAGUAAUUUUAAGGGGAAAAGAAUGCUCUUAUGUAGUUCCUCUAAACUUUAAGGAGCAUUGUUGACCAUAAUCCUUAGUUUUCUUACUGCUGUUAAAAGCAAGUAAAUUGUCUCAAAGUAGGAUUUGUUUGUGUGUAUGCAUAGAGUAAAAAGACUGAAUUUUGAUGCUUAUAGCACUUACAUGCGUGCAUUGGUAUCAAAAUUUACCCAUCUCUUUAUGAAGAAGGCUUGUCCACACCUCAGUUUAUUUAAUGUGAGGCAAGUUGAAAGACAACAAACACUCCCAUUCUAAGUGAUUCUGUGGUGCCAUGAAAUUUAAAAUAAUUUGGAAAAAAAUUAAUUUUAAGAAAGUCUCACAUCUCUUGAGUUUUUGAUUAUCAGUGUAGUACCUGGUAGUACCUGAUGAAGAUAAAAAAAUAACACCCUAACAAUUUAUAAUUUCUAGCAUUUCUCUGAGAGAUCAGUUUGGGGGCAAUAAAAGUGACUUGACGUGUCCAGUCUCAUUUCAGAAUAAAAGCUAGCAUCUUUAAAAUUUUUAGAUUGCUUGCUUACAGGUAUAAGUAAGAGAUGUUGUGAGGAAACGAUUCCUUUUUAGAGGAUUACUUUUUUCAAUUUUGGUUUUAGUAAUCUAGGCCUUGCCUGUAAAGAACAAAAGAUGGUUUUUAAAUACUGUUUGUGGAAUGUGUUUAAAGGAUUGACUCUAGAACCUUUGUAUAUUUGAUAGUAUUUCUAACUUUCUUUUCUUUACUGUUUGCAGUUAAUGUUCAUGUUCUGCUAUGCAAUCAUUUAUAUGCACGUUUCUUUAAUUUUUUUAGAUUUUCCUGGAUGUAUAGUUUAAACAACAAAAAGUCUAUUUAAAACUGUAGCAGUAGUUUGCAGUUCUAGCAAAGAGGAAAGUUGUGGGGUUAAACUUUGUAUUUUCUUUCUUAUAGAAGCUUCUAAAAAGGUAUUUUUAUAUGUUCUUUUUAACAAAUAUUGUGUACAACCUUUAAAACAUCGAUGUUUGGAUCAAAACAAGACCCAGCUUAUUUUCUGCUUGCUGUAAAUUAAGCAAACAUGCUAUAAUAAAAACAAAAUGAAGGAAAUAA
Molecule: messenger RNA, 2764 nt
Organism: Camelus dromedarius (Arabian camel)
Lineage: Eukaryota; Metazoa; Chordata; Mammalia; Artiodactyla; Camelidae
Gene: SRSF10
Product: serine and arginine rich splicing factor 10
Exons: 5
Coding region: 331-975 (214 amino acids)
Biological process (GO): mRNA splicing, via spliceosome
Cellular component (GO): cytoplasm; nuclear speck
Molecular function (GO): RNA binding
Source: RefSeq, a predicted model, not a curated record